Messenger RNA from Symbiodinium natans, 264 nucleotides. The record is from the annotation of a GenBank genome assembly. Lineage: Eukaryota; Dinophyceae; Suessiales; Symbiodiniaceae.
AUGGCCUAUAUCGCGCUGGUGGUACCUUUCCAGGUUUGUUUGCUUGACAGUUCCUUCGAUGGCCUCUUCGUGCUUUCCAUGUGCAUGGAUAUGGUGUUUUUUGUGGACAUGAUCCUGCAGUUCUUCACAACCUAUGCCCGCACGACUCCGACGGGAGUGGUGUGGGAGGUGAGGCUGCGGAAGAUAGCGUCGCAAUAUCUGCGGACGUGGUUCGUCUUCGACUUGGUGACCUUGUUCCCAUUCGACCUCCUAGGCUGGCAGUGA